AUGCUCAUGAUUUUUGUUUCUUCUAGGGAAGAUAGGGUGGCCCCGUUGGUGGACUCCGGUGCUGUAUUGGCAUUCAAGGACCCUCACUUGGACGCACCAGAUGACUUGGUGCUGCGCUGGGCUCGCCUUGCCCUCUCCUGCACCGCCAUGCCUGCAGCCUCCCGCCCCUCCAUGAAUCAAGUGCUUUGGGAGCUGGUGAAGUUGAAGCAGGAGGCGUCCGGAGCACAUGAGGGUCAUGUGGGCGAGGCCAAAUCUCGCAUUGACAUGGAGCUUGGGAGCUCCAUUGGCUCCUCCAGCUUCACUGCUGAAAUGGCCCGUGCGGAGCGCGAGGGGGGCAUGCCAAGUGGCUCUUCCACGUAA
Closterium sp. NIES-65 is the source of this 360-nucleotide messenger RNA. The record is from the annotation of a GenBank genome assembly. NCBI's taxonomy places the organism in Eukaryota, Viridiplantae, Streptophyta, Zygnematophyceae, Desmidiales, Closteriaceae.